Annulohypoxylon truncatum is the source of this 2567-nucleotide messenger RNA. RefSeq names its product acetylornithine deacetylase. The record is from RefSeq and is a predicted model, not a curated record. The transcript is spliced from 2 exons. Lineage: Eukaryota; Fungi; Ascomycota; Sordariomycetes; Xylariales; Hypoxylaceae. The coding region runs from base 256 to 2508 and encodes 750 amino acids. Gene Ontology annotation, molecular function: hydrolase activity.
GAGAUUGGGAGAGUGAAGAGUGGAGAAGCUGAUUUCUUUAGGCCAACACGGGUUAUCAGCUUAUGUCCGACGCUGUACCGAGAGGGCGCAGAUGGCCUAAAUAGCGCGAAUAGCGUCAUGGUACCUACCUACUCUCAGCAUGAGUAUGUUGCUGUCAUUUUUUACACACUACCGUCAAUAAAAUGGAAAUAAAAGGAUGUCGUCCUCCAAUCCAACGACAUACGCCCCUAAUCCAUCCAAAUUUCACAAUCCAUCAUGACCGAAUUUCGCCGACCAAUAUACUUCAACCCAAGCGCCCGUUCGUGGGCGGUUCCUCGGUCUACUUCCAGUGACUUAGCUGCGAGGUUUCAUCGACAGUUACCGAAUUAUCAGCCAACAAAGCUAUUUAAAUUAGAUGAUGCAGCCAAAGAAAUUGGAGUUCGAAAUAUCUUUCUAAAAGAUGAAAGCAGCCGACUUGGUCUGACAUCAUUCAAAAUCCUGGGUGCUUCAUGGGGCACUUUUCGGGCGAUUGCCCGCGAGCUCGGUUUGACCCUAGAAGUAGACCUUGAAACGAUGAAACAUGCUCUGGCUCAAAAGCCGCUCACAUUAUAUGCUGCAACCGAUGGAAACCAUGGUCGAGCAGUAGCUCGCAUGGGAGCCAUUUUAUCCCUCCCCGUCGAAAUUCACGUUCCUGCAAAUCUGGACAUCGCCACAAUAGAGUUAAUUCGAACUGAAGGAGCAAAUAUUCUGGUAUCAGAGGGCAAUUAUGACACCGCUAUUAGGGACGCAGAAACUGCUACUAGAUCAAAAGGGGGGCUUCUGAUUCAAGAUUUCUCCUUCGAAGGUUAUGAAGAGAUCCCCCAGUGGAUUAUCGACGGAUACGGAACCAUGCUUCAAGAAAUCGAUGAAGAGCUCCGAGAUACUCACGUAGACCUCGUGGUAGUCCCAGUCGGAGUUGGCUCCUUUGCGCAUGCCGUCGUCUCUCACUACAAAAGCAAAGAGGACCUACCCGCAAUUCUUACGGUAGAGCCCGACACGGCAGCUUGUCUCUGGAAAAGUUUCAGGAGAGGGAAGAUACAACCAGAGCAAACGGCAUACACUACUCUAGCGGGUUUGGAUUGCGGGACUGUAUCAUCCAUCUCUUGGCCCCUCCUUCAAUCUGGUGUAGAUGCCAGCUUAACUGUCUCGGACUAUGAAGCUCACACAGCAUCUCUCUAUCUUAAGGAACAGGGGAUAUCAGCAGGUCCAUGCGGUGCUUCGACACUGGCAGCUCUCCGUCGACUCAGUGUCCCAGACAAGGCGAAAAUAGGGUUGGAUCACAAGUCGGUUAUCGUGCUACUCUCCACCGAGGGCGUCCGAGACUACAACAUCCCCCCAGACGUCUCGGUAGAUGAUCCCGUUGCUUUGACUCAGACUCUAGUCCAGAUAAACUCCGCGAAUCCCUCGCUAGGGUCGGUCCCAGGGCCGGGCGAAACGAACAUUGCCCGAUACAUAGCGGCAUGGUUAGAACACCGUGAUAUCGAGACCCACUGGAUAGAACCUACGAAAGGACGUCCAUCGAUAGUCGGAGUGGUUCGAGGUUCUGGCGGAGGGAAGAGUCUUAUGUUUAACGGGCAUAUCGACACGGUGACGACUAUCGGAUAUGAAGGCAACCCCCUCGGCGGAGAAAUCCACGAUGGAAAGCUAUAUGGUCGCGGAGCGGCAGACAUGAAAUGCGGAUUAGCCGCAGCACUCAUUGCCCUCGCCAAUACUAAAAAGCUUGGCCUUCGUGGUGAUGUCGUCUUCGCUGGCGUAGCGGACGAGGAGGCUGAAAGUAUCGGUACGGAGCAAGUACUACAAGCUGGUUGGAUAACCGACGCCGCAAUCGUAAGCGAGCCGUCAGGUCUCAACAUAGUCCAUGCACACAAGGGUUUCGUGUGGCUCGAAGUCGAUAUACACGGUCGCGCUGCGCACGGCUCCCUUCCAGAACUCGGUAUUGAUGCUAUCUCCAAAGCUGGCUACUUCUUAGUAGAGUUAGAUCGAUAUGCUCAACAACUGCGCGAGUCCACCAUUGAUUCUGGAGUUGGUCCACCUAGCGUCCACGUCUCGAUCAUAAAAGGGGGUGAAGAAGCAUCUUCCUACCCGGCCCUAUGCACUAUCGUCUUGGAGCGUCGCACUGUCCCUGGCGAAACUCCCGAUACAGUGAAGGCGGAAAUCCAAGCCUUACUCGAGAAGAUCUCAGACGAUGUUCAGGACUUCCAGUUUGAUCUAAGAGUCACCUUCAACCGAUCCCCGUUUUCGAUACCACGCGAUGACCCUUUCGUGUCUCUUGUAGGUGAUGUAGUUAAUCAGACACUUGGAACGUCACCUAUCUUCCGCAAGGACCCCUACUGGACAGAUUGUGCCCUACUUGCGGAUGCAGGAAUCUCACCAAUUCUUUGGGGGCCGGAUGGAGAAGGCCUCCAUGCGAAAGAAGAAUGGGUUGAUAUCAAUUCGAUAAGACUGGUCUCGAAAGGGUUGACAGAAGUUGCAUGCAAAUUCUGCCGUUAGAUUUAAUGAUAUCCACAGUUCCUAGUAUACAUGAAAUGAAAAUAGUACAUUCUCGAGAU